AUGGAGGAGGCCGCGAUCGGGGAUGCCGAACUCAACUGGUCCCGCCUUAAGGCGUCGGCCAAGGCCCUGGAGUCGGAGCUGGAGGCGCGCGCGGAGGAGCGGCGCGGCUCGCGGGAGGCGCUGCUGCGGCUGCUGCUGCCUUACACCCGGCUGACGUCGCUGCCGCGGGCGCUGGGCGGCGGCUUCCCGCACCUCCAGCUCCUGGACGUGAGCGGCCACGCGCUCAGGGCGCUGGGGCCCGAGUUGCUGACGGCGCUGGGGCCCGAGUUGCUGACGUUGAGCGGCCUGCGCACGCUGCUGGCCAGGAACAACCGGCUCGGCGGCCCAGGCUCGCUGCCCAAGGGCCUGGCCCGCUUGCCGCUCUGCCGCAGCCUCCAGGUUCUCAACCUCAGCGGCAACUGCUUCCAGGAGGUGCCCCCCUCGCUGCUGGAGCUGCGGGCGCUGCAGACCCUCAGCCUGGGCGGCAACCAGCUGCAGAGCAUCCCUGCCGAGAUCGAGAACUUGCAGAGUUUAGAAUGCUUAUACCUUGGAGGAAACUUCAUUAAAGAAAUCCCACCAGAAUUAGCACAUCUUCCUUCUCUGAAUUACUUGGUGUUAUGUGACAACAAAAUCCAGAGUGUGCCUCCUCAGCUCUCACAGUUGCAUUCCCUUCGUUCCCUGAGUCUUCACAAUAACUUACUGACAUAUCUGCCUCGUGAGAUCCUCAACCUUAUUCAUCUGGAAGAGUUGAGUUUGCGAGGAAAUCCAUUGGUUGUCCGUUUUGUUAGGGAUUUAACAUAUGACCCUCCAACUCUUCUGGAAUUAGCUGCAAGGACCAUUAAGAUCCGAAGUGUUUCUUACACUCCCUAUGAUCUUCCUGGGAAUCUCCUUAGAUACUUGGGUUCAGCCAGCAAUUGCCCAAACCCAAAAUGUGGCGGAGUCUAUUUUGACUGCUGUGUCAGACAAAUUAAGUUUGUGGACUUCUGUGGGAAGUACCGCCUCCCCCUGAUGCACUAUUUGUGUUCUCCAGAAUGCUCUUCCCCCUGCAGCUCUGCCUCGCACAGCUCCACGUCCCAGAGUGAGUCUGACUCAGAAGAUGAGGCCAGUGUUGCCGCGCACAGGAUGCAGAAGGUCCUUCUUGGUUGA
Microtus oregoni (creeping vole) is the source of this 1125-nucleotide messenger RNA. Its product is annotated as leucine-rich repeat-containing protein 58-like. Bases 1 to 1125 code for a protein of 374 amino acids. The transcript is spliced from 2 exons. The record is from RefSeq and is a predicted model, not a curated record. NCBI's taxonomy places the organism in Eukaryota, Metazoa, Chordata, Mammalia, Rodentia, Cricetidae. Gene Ontology annotation, molecular function: protein binding.